UGGAGUAUGUAUGCACGUGAGAGCUGUGUCAUUUGACACAGAUUUAUACCAGGGCAGUAUGCAUAUUUAAAGUUAAAUGCUACAAAGUAUUCCCAGGAGCAGCAUUAUUACUGAUAUGUAAUGGAAGAAGAAUUUCAUUUCGAUAGCAACUUGUCUGGUGAUGAGCACCGUACCACAGAACUGAGGAUUUUACUGCUGGGCAAUAAAGCAUCUGGCAAGAGUUCAUCUGGAAACACCAUUCUGGGCAAACAAGAGUUUAGUGUUAAAACCGCUCAAUGUGUUAAAAGGUGUGGAGAAGUAGAAGGAAGAAGGGUUACUGUGGUUGAAGCUCCGGGCUGGUGGAGAAAUUAUCUUAUCAAGGAUACACCAGCACUACAUACGGAAGAAAUUGUACUUAGUGCAUCUUUGUGUUCUCCUGGACCCCAUGCAGUGCUGAUAGUUGUGCGACUGGACUCAGACUUCACUGAAAUAAAUAGAAAUGCUGUUGAGGAGCGCCUUCAACUUUUGGGUAUGAACAUUUGGAAUCACUGUAUACUGCUGUUCACCCACGGGGACAGUCUGAAGGACACAAACAUUGAGGAGCACAUUAAAAACGAAGGAUGGCCUCUUGAAUGGAUCAUUGAAAAUUUUAAAAAAAGAUACCAUAUUUUUGACAAUGAGAAUAGAAGAGACAACAAACAGGUUAAAGAGUUGCUGCAGAAAAUUGAAGACGUGGUGGCAAAAAACAGUGGGCGUCAUCUUGAGGUAGGAUUGGGAUAUGAUAAGAUGCAACGGGGAAAAAAAGCUAAAGAAGACAGGGUAAAAGAACGACUUAUGGCUGUGAAAAAAUACUGGCAAGACAUUUCAUAUCUUACAGGUCCAAAACAAUCAGACUUGAGAAUUGUUCUUGUAGGCCACAGAUAUUCAGGAAAGAGCGCAGCAGGAAAUACAAUGUUGGGCAGACAGGAGUUUGAUUUAGUCAGAAGUUCUCAGGGUGUUUUAAGGCACGGAGAAGUGUCUGGGAGGCAGGUCACGGUUGUGGAGGCCCCAGGCUGGUGGAACAAUUAUCUCCCGAGGGAUUCACCUGAACUGUACAAACAAGAAUUUGUGUUAAGUGUGUCUCUAUGUCCACCAGGACCCCAUGUUUUUCUUGUGGUCAUAAGAGUAGAUGGCUCUUUUACAGCAAGAAAUGGAAGAGCCAUUAAGGAACACCUUGAGCUUCUUACCGAAAGAGUUUGGAACCACACAAUGGUAUUGUUUACAUAUGGAGACUGGCUUGGAGACACCACAAUUGAGCAGCACAUUGAAAGUGAGGGGCAAGCUCUGAAACAUCUUUUAGAUACCUGUGACAACCGAUAUCAUCUUCUCAAUAGUAAUGACACGAGUAACGACUCUCAGGUCACAGAGUUGCUAGAAAAGAUCGAGAAGAUGGCGUCUAGAAACGGUGCCCUUCAUUACGAGUUUGAUCAAGCGUUUCUGCAACAGAUAGAGGAGAGAAAGAGACAAACUCAAGAAUGUGGAAAGCAACGAAUGAUGAAAGCAAAAAACAAGGCAGAAAGUCAAGUUUUAAUGGAUGAUGCACGCUUUCUCCCGGAGCUGAGAAUUUUGCUGCUGGGGCUUCGAUAUUCUGGGAAAAGUUCAGCGGGAAAUACAAUAUUAGGCAAUGAGGAGUUGGUUGCAAAACCAGAUGUACAGUCAGUGACACAGAGAUCGGUAGGAAAGAGACACGUGACUGUGGUUGAAGCUCCAGGAUGGUGGAUAGCGGCUACAUUAAAUAAAAAGGAGAUUGUGCACAGUGUGAAAUUAUGUUCUCCGGGUCCCCAUGCCUUGCUUCUGGUCAUACAAGCAGACACCUCAUUCACAGAAGAAAUCAAAUUUGUUAUCGAACAGCACAUGGCAAAUCUGGGUGAAAGCGUGUGGAAUUACACUAUUGUGUUGUUCACAUGUGGAGACUGGUUGGGUGACAUCACCAUCGAGCAGCACAUUGAAAGUGAAGGCAAGGCCCUUCAGUGUCUGUUGGAGACAUGUAGGAACAGGUAUCAUGUUUUUAAUAACAUGAUAAAAGGUGAAGACACUCAGGUCAUAGAGUUGCUGGAGAAGAUCGAGGAGAUGGUAAAUGAGAAUGGCGGCCAUUUUCCCCACAUUCCAGACCACACCAGGGACUUUUCUAAAUCAUGUGUAUAUAGGAACACUUUGUGGAGACCUGAUAUUUAUAUCCGGGACAAUCAAAGUAUGCAGCACCCACCAACAAUUGGUGCCGACAGAUCUUUACCUAGCUCAGAUUAUGAUUCAUUCUCACGUUCUGGAUUCAGUCACAGUGGAUUACUAUCCUUAUCACUGAGCUCUGGGAUUGGCUCACUAAGAGAGCGACGGCUCAAAGCUUAUCAGAACAAGAGAGCAGAAGAGGACAGAUGCAGUAUACCAUCAAAAACAAGUAGAGAGGAAGUAGAUGAACAAGUUUGAUACUGUUGUUGAAACUGGCCUGUAAGGAUAGAUCAAAGGGACAGUAAGUAGAAUUUAUCCCCAUCUAGCGGUGAAAUUGUAUUUUGCAUUUUGCACGAAUAAUGCUCUGUAGCGCCUCGCCUUUCCAAAUGCGUGUUGCAACUACGGUAGCCGUUAUGUAUUCACUGAUCUCCUUGUCCGUUUCAGCUGGUUCUCGUGUUUUGAAUGAAAACGCGUUGUGGAAGCGAUUGGUAGGCUAGUGCUAUUUGUCCCUCUCUCUAUUAUAGUUUAUCAAUAUGGGUGAAUGACAUGGAAGCCUCCUUGGACAUACCCGUUCAAUGUAAGUAAAGCGAAGAAAUCUAAGCUUACAAAGAAAUGUCAGAUCACAUGCAGAGGUCAUUUGACACCAAUGUCUUUAUUUAUAAAUAAAGACAUUGAUUUUGAUUAAUAAAACACCUAAAAUCCUUACAAUCCCUUUAAAGAGAAAAAAAAUAAAUUCUGUCAUUAUGAACUAUCCCUUUAAAGAGUUUUGAUCUGGGUCUGUCUGUGUGUUUUAAAGAUGUUUCUACAUAAGAACAACAAUGGUUAUUGGAUAUGGUAAAAAAAUAAGUAAUUUUACAGCCUUUAUUUUUUGCAUAUAAA
This is a messenger RNA of Paramisgurnus dabryanus, 3063 nucleotides long. Its product is annotated as GTPase IMAP family member 8-like. Lineage: Eukaryota; Metazoa; Chordata; Actinopteri; Cypriniformes; Cobitidae. The record is from RefSeq and is a predicted model, not a curated record. Gene Ontology annotation, molecular function: GTP binding.